UUAAAAUACUUGCAUUUUAAGCUGUUGUAGUUCUUGACAGCCCUGAAAGCAAAGUUUGGUUCAGAAAAGGCACUGAUGUCCCAGCCAUGGAACGGUGGUUUUCAGUGGCAGUAUAUCUGAGUUUUUAGACAGUCUUGUUUCUGGAAGAGCAGCUGUGCAAAGCUACAUGGACUCUUGAAGGGGUUUUGCCUUUGCAGUGCUCCACAGCAGAGCUUGCAGCAUUCCCCCUUGUGCUGUCAGUACUGAAGCGAGACAGGAAAUGAGCUGCUUGAUUAUUUAAUUGAUAUUAUUUAAUCCCAUAAAAUUACCCUCAUAAGCAACAGCUUCCAGCUCCUCUCUGCAGCCUGGGAUAAGUGUCCCACAAUGGCAGGAUGUGCCGUGGGCAGAAUUACAGGCAAUGGACGGGAAAUAGUUUUUUGAAGACCUCUGAACAUUUACUUCCUGAGGUCCAUCUCUUAGAAUGCUUGAAAAGGAGAAGGGAAAAAAAAAACUGUUCUGUGGGAAGGAAGAGAUGUUGGGCUUUUUCUGUUUUCCCCAGUUUUACCAUGGAUGCCACAAUGUUUUCCGUGUCACAGCUGUAUUUGGAGGAAGGGGAUGAGAACGUACUUUUCAUCAUAAAACUAGGUGAUCUUUAAGGUCCCUUCCAUCCCAAACUAUUCUAUGGUUCUGCAUGCUUCAGUCCCAUGUCUUCUGACAGCUUAUUCUAUAAAUGGCUAGGUGUUGGAAAUAAAACAGCACUAAUAGAAGCUGUUGUCCCCUUGCCUGUGAUGGGGCAGUGAGAGGGGCCUGUGUAAUCUGCCGGCACUGCUGGUGACCAAGAAGAUACUUACUGAAUGGUUUAUGCUCUGUUAACCGGGAGUUCCUGAUAACAUGACAUUUCCUAUACCAUCCCGCCCUUCCUGGGACACUUGUGGCUGAUCCAGCUGUGGGUGAGUCCCCCAGCUCCCUGUGGUAGCAGGCACUGCCCUGGGCAGCAUGUGCAGUGCUUCCCAAGCCUGUCAGGCUGCGCCACGUUCGCUUACAUGCGGCUUUAUAAAGAGGAGGUGCAGAAGCUUUCCCUGGGGGUUUGGUCUGGGGUUUGGUCCAGUCUUUUCCCCCAGAACAGCCUUUGCUAUGGCUGGCCUGAAUGUCUCCAUUGCUUUCUUUUUCCUGGUGGUUGGGGUGUGCCAGGUGCUCAGGCAGCUUUCCAAGAGGCUUCUUUCUCCUGGAGCAUAUGGCUGCCUUGCCAGAGAACUUGCUGGCUCGUUACAGCUGUGCAUGAGCUUCCUUGAGCUGAGGAUGCUGGUGGAGAUCGGCCCAUGGGGUGGUGGCUUUGGUCCAGACGUGGUCCUUACGCUGCUCUUCCUCCUCUUCGCUGUUCAUGGUGCCUCUUUUGAUGGAGCAUCUGCCAACCCGACUGUCUCUCUUCAGGAGUUCCUUCUCCUUGAGUCCAGCCUAGCAGCAACUGCUACCAAGCUGCUGGCCCAGGGUGCAGGCAUGGGCAUGGGCUGGGCUGUCACCAAGCUCUACUGGUCCUGGGAGCUGACGCAGUUCCACCUCAUCCAGAACCUGAUAGCGCCAGAGUGCAACUCCUCCAUCCACACCGCUCUGCACCACGCUGCCUUUGUGGAAGGAAGCUGCUCUUUCCUUUUCCACCUUGUCCUUUUCAAGCUGCGACAGAGUCACCCAGUGUACCAGGUCCCUGCACUGGCAGCAACUGUCACCUUCUUGAGCUACACAGCUGGACCGUACACAGGGGCCUUCUUCAACCCUGCCCUGGCCACCGCCGCCACCUUUCACUGCUCUGGGAGCAGCUUUUGGGACUACAUCUGGGUGUACUGGCUGGGGCCCCUCACAGGGAUGCUCACUGCCCUCCUGCUAUUCCAAGGCAACAUCCCACGACUCUUCCAGAAAAACCUCCUUUACAGACAGAAGAGCAAAUACAAGAUACCCAAGGCAAAGGUGGUGGUGCAUGUGGAGGGUGACAAACCGCAGAGGAAGAGUAAAGGGGAGAAGAGCAACUCCAAGCCCUGUGCCUGAGCCAUGCAUGGGGGCCCAAGAGGUCCCUGCAGCCCCUCUCCUGGGAGUGGGUUUCUCCUCCCACCCAUCAUCCAUCCUGCCCGUUCAUUCCCUACCUCAGGGUGAAAUACUUUGGAAGAAUCACAAAGGAAUCAGCCAGACUGGGCUUGCAGGACAUCAGAAUCCCUGAGCUCCUUUGAGAAUAACUUGAGAGUCUCCCUGGAGAGCCCAGAAUGUUUCAAGCCUGCAUGACUAGCUUGGUGGGGGAAAAAACCCAAUACUUUUGCAUAAAUUGCUGGUCGUCUUGUAUUGCCAGGAAGCUUACAGAAAGUCAGGACCAUCCCGUGGGUAGGCUUGAGCAACUCCUGAGUUAUUGCAUUGUGAAGUGCUCGAAAUAACCCAACUUACAGCCAUAAAAACACAAGCGUAAGCCAGUAACUGCCUUGGAAACUUAGGAUGAGGAAGAACCGGGCUUGAUCUUUCAAGUUACUGAAUGUGGAUACUGGUCAAAAAUGGGUGUUCUUUGAGUUAAACUGAGAUCAUUGGAUUGAACAGGCUGAAUCUGGCAGUUCUUAGGAAUUUAAACUGCUUCAGGACAAGUGAGUUCACUGGCCAGAGGAGACCCCUCUCCCCUGUGGACAUGGUGCUUAGCCUGAGAUUCAUGUGCUGUAAAGCAUCAAGAUACAGUGCAGGAAGUGUGUGUGGUUAAAAAUGAGACCUGGGCAGCCAGUACGCACUGGUGUGGGUGAACAAAUGUGUCCCCGGCUCCUUUCUGUGUCCACAUGGAGUAUUCUUGAAGGUGAAAUUACAGUUCAUGGAAAUUGCAAUGAAAAUAAAUGUGAUUGGCAUUUGGGUGA
Messenger RNA from Pezoporus occidentalis (night parrot), 2855 nucleotides. Its product is annotated as aquaporin-12-like. Gene Ontology annotation, biological process: transmembrane transport. NCBI's taxonomy places the organism in Eukaryota, Metazoa, Chordata, Aves, Psittaciformes, Psittacidae. Gene Ontology annotation, cellular component: membrane; cytoplasm. The transcript is spliced from 3 exons. The record is from RefSeq and is a predicted model, not a curated record. Gene Ontology annotation, molecular function: channel activity. Bases 976 to 2019 code for a protein of 347 amino acids.